Messenger RNA from Rotaria socialis, 1065 nucleotides. Lineage: Eukaryota; Metazoa; Rotifera; Eurotatoria; Philodinida; Philodinidae. The record is from the annotation of a GenBank genome assembly.
AUGUCUACACUAUCUUAUCUAGCGCGAUGUUUACACUUACGAUCAAAUUAUGAUUCAUCUUUAAUUAUUCGUGAUGUUGCUUAUUUUUCUGGAUCAGAUGCACAUGUUAAUCAUAAAUUAGAUAUAUUUCUACCUGCGCCAUCAAGAAAUCUAUUAUCACCCGCUGACGAAGAAGAACCUCAAAAGAAAGUACCAAUUAUUGUACAUAUUCAUGGCGGUGGUUGGGUUCGUGGUAGUCGUACACAUGAAUGGCGCGGCGGUCCUAUAAUCGGUCGAACAUCGGCAAAAGAAGGUUUUGUUGGUGUUGUUGCAUCCUAUCGUUUAGCACGUAUAUCACCUAUUUCAUUUUUUACUUGGUCAUUCAUUUUUGGUUUGAUCAUCUUGAUUGCUUCGCUUGCCAUACUUUCAUGGCAACUUAUAACUGGCUACAUUGCUUUUAUGAUUAUUGUUUAUGCUUAUAAAUGUUUAUAUAAAGUACGAAUACCGGUUAAUCUUGAACAUAUGACCGAUGAUUUAUGCCGUGCAUUAGUCUAUGUUCGAGAUCAUAUACAUGAACAUUGCCCACAAGCUGAUACGAAUCAAAUAUUUCUAACGGGUCAUUCUGCCGGUGCACAUUUAAUAAGUUUACUUGUUCUUGAUAAAGCACAUUUUGAACGUCAUAAUUUUGAUUCAUCAUCUAUUCGAGGAGUUAUAGUUAUGAGCGGAAUUUAUUCAUUGUCAAAUCCAACGCAUGAUUCGCAUAAUAAUAUUCGUAAUUUAAUUUUUCGUAUACUCUAUGGAAGUAAUUUAAUGUAUCCAGAAGGAAAAACAAUGUAUGAAUAUUCACCAAUUGAAUAUAUAAAAGCAGAUAGUACAUUACCACCGUUUCUCGUUAUGUCUGCUCGAUUUGACAUGGGUUUAGAAAUCGAUGCACAACGUUUUGUUGAAAAACUUCGUCAAUAUAAUUAUCAAGUUGAAUAUUAUGUUAUUGGCGGUAUCACAACGCAUGGAACAAUAGCGAGCAGAUUUUCAAAAAAUGAAGCACGCCGACAUUUUUUUACAUUUAUCCGACAGAAUAUGAUUUGA